AUGAAGAAGCCAAUGGAUGGUGUAGAUUCAAGCUCAAAUUCAGGAUCAAAGUCCCCAAGAAAAAAAACAGAAGCAGCUUUCAAGAAACACGCCAUUGCAGAGCAGAGGCGAAGAGAGAGAAUCAACCAUCAUUUCAACAGGCUCCGCCAACUCUUCCCUAACCUUUCCAAAACUGAUAAGGCCUCGGUGCUGAUAGAGACGGUCCGACGUGUGAGGGAGCUGAAGAAGAAGGUGGCUGAUCACCUAGUGCCGUGUCAAGACAGCCAAGGUUGCUCCGUCGGAAAUAUGGGAUCAUGGCCAUUCUUUUUUCCCAGCGAGAAUGAUGAAGCCACUGUCAGUUACAAUGAAGAAGGAGAAGACAAAGAGGUAAAGGCGACAAUAUGCUGUGAGGAUAGGCCGGGGCUAAACUGGGAUUUGACAGAGGCUGUCCGGUCAGUGAGGGGGAGAGCGGUAAGAUCGGAAAUUGCAACCAUUGGAGGGCGGACCAAGGCUGUGGUGGUGGUGCAAUGGAGGGAAGGAGGAGGAGGCGGUGGUGGCGGCCGCGAACAAGAUAUUGGGUCGUUAAGAAGGGCCUUGAAGGCAGUGGUGGAGAAUCGGGCUUUGGGCUGUUCUGGGCUGGUGGGUCAAGUUUUUCCUUCUACGAAAUGGGGCAGAUUGGGCUAAGAUUGCUUGGUACAAAGCGGGCUCGGAUUUUUGAUUCUAGAUACUA
Messenger RNA from Ilex paraguariensis (yerba mate), 709 nucleotides. The record is from the annotation of a GenBank genome assembly. Lineage: Eukaryota; Viridiplantae; Streptophyta; Magnoliopsida; Aquifoliales; Aquifoliaceae.